Glycine soja is the source of this 818-nucleotide messenger RNA. RefSeq lists its product as uncharacterized. Lineage: Eukaryota; Viridiplantae; Streptophyta; Magnoliopsida; Fabales; Fabaceae. The transcript has 3 exons. The record is from RefSeq and is a predicted model, not a curated record. The coding region runs from base 127 to 513 and encodes 128 amino acids.
AUUAUUUCCUUCUCUUUUGAUUUUCACCAAACCCUUAUAUCUUGUUCUGCGGCUGAUAUCCGUGUUCAUGAGUUUUUUAAGACAGCAUAUUUCAAGUCAGGGAUCCACCCUCUUCCAGGUGCUCAGAUGACUCUUCAGAAGUUAUCAAGAUUUUGUAGCCUAUCAGUUGUAACAUCACGACAAAAUGCAAUUAAGGACCACAUAAUUGAGUGGCUAGAGAAGAAUUACCCAGGACUGUUUCAUGAUAUUCACUUUGGUAACCACUUUGCUCUUGAUGGUGUGUCAAGACCAAAGUCAGAAAUUUGUAGGUCUUUAAAUGCCAAGGUUCUUAUUGAUGAUAACCCACGGUAUGCCAUAGAGUGUGCUGAUGUUGGAAUUAGAGUCUUACUUUUUGAUUAUGAAAACUCAUAUCCUUGGUGCAAGAACGAGUCUGUUGAUCAGCAUCCACUGGUGACCAGAGUUAAGAACUGGGAAGAAGUGGAACGACAAUUAAUGUCACUGAUAGCUUCUUAGUCGUUAAAACUUGUAACAAGGAUUUGUGGAAAACCAUCCUUUCUACAUGAAGUUCUGCACUACAUGUGUUUGAAAUAUCUAAUAUAUAUUCUUGAAGACUUGAGCUCACUUAAAGUGGCGAUAAGGAGACCACUCAGAAAUGGCUUGAGGCCAAAGAACUAUAAAUGACAGGACUAUAUUCUUUUUCCCAUUUUGAGCAACAUUAAGGAAGAUUGGAAUAGGAAGUUGUUCAUUAUGGUCGAAAUUAUGGUGAUUUUACCAUAUGUAGGAGUGAAAUCUGAAUCAUAUUGGUUAUGCCAUCCUAC